This is a messenger RNA of Carassius carassius (crucian carp), 1660 nucleotides long. RefSeq lists its product as uncharacterized. The transcript has 6 exons. Bases 37 to 1146 code for a protein of 369 amino acids. The record is from RefSeq and is a predicted model, not a curated record. Lineage: Eukaryota; Metazoa; Chordata; Actinopteri; Cypriniformes; Cyprinidae.
AUCGGCACUCAUUUUUCAACGGAAAAGGUGUUUAGAAUGAAGGGCUUAUUUGUUUUGCUCAUAUUGUGUCUGUGUUUCGUUCCUGGUAAUGAUGUUGAUGACAUUGAUGACAGAGAUGAAGUGUUUAUGAUGGAGGGAGAUUCAGUCACUCUACACACUGAUGUUAAAACAAUCCAGCAAGAGAGAAUUACAUGGUAUUUUAAUGACACUCGCAUCGCUCAAAUACGUGGAGAUCAGAGUAAGAUCUGUACAGAUGUUCAGUGUAAAGAGAGAUUCAGAGACAGACUGAAGCUGGACAGUCAGACGGGUGAUCUCACCAUCACAGACAUCAGAACUACAGACGCUGGAGUUUUCCAACUCCAUGCAGUCAGCAAAAGAAUCAUUCUAAAGGUCUUCAAUGUUACUGUUAUUGAUGUGUCUCGUGCAGAAACAGAUCAAACAAAUACCAAGUCAGCGAUGGAGGGAGAAUCUGUCACUUUAGAUCCUGGUCUGGUAAAAAAUCCAAAUGUUUCGAUGACAUGGUUUUUUAAUGAUGAUUUCAUCGCCGAAAUCACUGGAGAUCAGAGUAAGAUCUGUACAAAUGAUCAGUGUGAAGAGAGAUUCAGAAACAGACUGAAGCUGGAUCAUCAGACUGGAUCUCUGACCAUCAUGAACAUCAACUCCACAGAUGCUGGACUUUAUAAACUACAGAACAACAGCCACAUCCACCCUCACCACAGCAUCAUCAGUAUCAGACGAUUCAGCAUUACUGUCACUGGUGUGUCAGGUGUUGAGACCGAUGGUGUGUCAGUGUCACUGAUGGAGGGAGAUUCAGUAACUCCACACACUGAUGUUGAAAUGAACCAACAGGACACAAUGAGAUGGUAUUUGAAUGACUUUCGUAUCGCUCAAAUCACUGGAGAUCAGCGUAAGAUCUGUACAGAUGAUGUGUGUAGAGAGAGAUUCAGAGACAGACUGAAGCUGGAUCAUCAGACUGGAUCUCUGACCAUCAUGGACAUCACAAACACAGACUCUGGAGAAUAUAAACUACUGAUAAGCAGCAAAAAAAUCAUUCAAAAGAUCUUCCAUGUUGCUGUUUAUGAUGUUCCUGCUGAUGAACGAGAUGAAAUGGAUAGUCAGUGCAUGAAGGAACAUCUGUCACUUUAGACAGUCAAGUAAUAACAAACCCAAAUGAUUUGAUGAGAUGGUAUUUUAAUGACAUUCUUAUCACUGAAAUCACUGGAGAUCAGAGUAAGAUCUGUACAGAUGAUCAGUGCGAUGAGAGAUUCAGAGACAGACUGAAGCUGGACAAUCAGAAUGGAUCUCUGACCAUCAUGAACAUCAAAACAACAGACUCUGGACUUUAUGAACUAAAGAUCAUCCACAGCAUCCGCCGUCGUCACAGCAUCAGCAUCAUCCGCAUUAAGAGAUUCAGCAUUACUGUCACUAAUUCAAGUCUACCUUCAGGAGUUAUAGCAGGAAUAUGUGCUGCUGCUGCUGUUCUGUUGGUGAUUGUAAUUGUCAUUUGUGUAAUGUGCUGUUGCUGGAGUAGGGGCCAUACGAACAAUGUAAUAUUACAAUGAUGUAUUGCAAUUGUGUAAAAUUACUGUCUAAAUUAACAUCGGGUUGAAUUAAUUUUUGUAUCACCAUGAUGCUAUGUCCCUGCUUUAGUAUCAUGGUG